Molecule: messenger RNA, 5250 nt
Organism: Amoebophrya sp. A25
Lineage: Eukaryota; Dinophyceae; Syndiniales; Amoebophryaceae
Source: the annotation of a GenBank genome assembly
UAUUCAAAUACAUGUUCUUUCGUAGCAUCAGGCGGGGAGCAGUACUCUAGCUGUACAAACUGUGUGAUUGAUUUUUUAUUUUAUUUUGCUAUUUACAAGCAAUCAAGUUCGUAAAUUCUAAGGCCUACGAGUUUGUUUACAAGCAAUCACAAGUUCGUUUUUUCUCCUCUAAGUAAUUCUGCCAGGUCAAUACUUGGAUAGUAUCAAUCUAAAGAACUACAAAAACAUGUUUCGUGAAGUCUCAUUGGCACCGCCUUUGGCCAGCGCCGAACGGGGUGUUGUUUUGCCGAUCGACGUGAAUGCGACGCAUGUGGUGUAUCCGGCAGGCAACAACGUUGUUCUUCGUAGCCUCGAUGAUAGGUAUGGCAGGACGAGAAUAUGGACUUCCCAUACUUCCUUCUAUCUUUACUGUCCUACUUCUGUCUAUCUAGAAUGAUAUAGAAUAAAGAAUGAUCAUGACCCAUCCCCAGUAGGGUUGUUUUGCUCCACAUAAUUCUUUUUAUCGUGAUGAGAGCAUUUACUCCGCUAAAGGUCUUUCUUUAUUUCUUUCUAUCUUUACUACCAUGUUGAUGAGAAAAAAAUCUUCCUGCUUGUUGAAAAACUAUAUUUGAGAUUUAAGUUGUAACUUCCGACUCUGAGGCCUUUUUGAGGUAAGUAGUCCAAUGGGUCAACAUCAUACAUUCCAUGUUUUCCCUGUUGUCUUCAUAAUAGAAACGAGCUGUUUAUCUUCACGCGACACGGAUCCGCCGCGGUCACCGCCGUCCGCUUCGCUCCGUCUGGCGCUUACGUUGCGAGCGGAGACGCCAGUGGCAAAGUUCGCGUAUGGAGUACGAAGGGAGAGCGCCUCGAAAAAAAGGAGCUUAAUUUAUUCCCGGGGUCCAAAAUUAAGGCUCAAUUUCUUCGUUUCAUUUCUGUAAUAUAAUUUGCCACUUCUCACUGCUCGUUUCCUUGCUAGUAGGAUGUACUGCGAGAAAAUGGAAAGAGGAGCGAGUCACCGUUUCCUUCUUAGGAUGUCGUACUGAGAGAAAAUAAUGGAAGCUAGGAACAAAAUGAAGUACUUAAAUUAAAAGUAUGUAGUUAAUUAUUUAAGUAUGUAGCUUAUAAAGGUAUGUAGUUGAUAGACCUCUUCUAAGAGAAUUACGGAUAUUGCAUGGGACCCAGAUUCUCAGCGAUUAGCCGUCAGUGGCGGUGGCGCGAAUCAAGCUACCUGCAUCCUCGCAGAGACCGGCAACACAGUUGGACAAAUAUCUCAUCAUUCUAAGUUAUGACGUGAAGAUGAUGCGACUUUUUCUUAUAAUAUUGUCGACUCCUGAAGAGUCUGUCUUAGAUGAUUAGAAAAGCAUGUUGGUUUGUUUUUACAUCCUUGUGACGGAUUCUCAGUUUCCAUUGGAUGAAGUAUCCCUGUCUUCCUAGGGUCCCUCUUUUCCUCUCAUGUGCACGGAUCAACAGUGUCCACUACAAGCCCUCGCGACCAUUUCGUGUUGCCACUGCAGGAGAAGACUUCGUGGUCGCUACUAGUGCCGGACCACCAUUCAAAUUUGAAAGUAUGGCAAUAAUACUGUAAGUACUCUACUCAGGAGGGGCCUUCGCUUAGGUUGACGCGCAUCUACUAUUACAACUUUUUUCUUCAGGCGAGUGAGUCAUUUGAUUUUCAUUUUGAAGACGACCAACAAAAUUCCAAACAAGAAAUGCAAUCCUUACCCAAAAGAAAACUCUUUCUACCCUUUCAUUAUGCAAAGCGAGCAGUGUCAUCAGAACUUUGCGAAUGCCGCACGUUAUUCCCCUGACGGAGCGACUCUGGUCAGUUGCGGAUCUGAUAGUCGCGUCUUUCAAUACGAUCCUAAGACGGGAGGCAUGGAAAAAGAGCUCUGUGUAAUGCCCAGUGACAGCAAAUGCUCGCUGUGGGCUCUGAGCUGGCUCUCGGCAACUUCAUUUGCCUUAGCAUGUGGAGAUAAGUACUUACAACUUUUUUGAAAAACCAUUUUUUCUCGGCCUUCGUUACUAACUAACUAACCGACAACUAACCUUAUAAUACUACGGCAACUUUAUUUUUCACUUUGCUCUUUAGAUGUUUCUUUUACGAUCAAUGAUGUAGCACAGAACUGUUGCAACAAAUGAAGCUACAUCAGGACCUUGCGGAUCUUCGAUGUGGCACAGAGUGCGUUGACGCAAACAAUAAAACUUGGAGAUAAGAUUGACGACAUGCCUCUAGGAUUAGGCUGCGCCGCAGACAGUAUGGCAAAAAAACAUCAACUGGCCAUUCUCUCCCUCUCCCGUAAUAGCAGAUAAGAUUUGAAGUUUAGUGAUCUCUCUCGGUAUUGACUCUCUCUUCUCUGACGGUCACAGAAGAGAUUUUAUGUAAUCCCCACUGUGCUGUUGCAUUAACUGCUUCUCAACAACAUUUCUAAUAUCCAAGCCGAUGGUCCACUGGUUACGCUUACCCUUUCUGGUUCGUUACGAUUUUUCAAUAGGGACACUGGUGCUGAGCUCUUUAGUUGGGAUGGCGUUCAAGGAUGUGCGGUUGCCUCUGUGGCUACGGUACGUUGUACAUGUCUUUUUUAGCUUUGAUGAACUAUUACAUAAGAACAGAGUAGCAAAAGCUUUUAUCUGAGAAGGUAGAGCAGGUACUGAAAAUUUACAACACGACAGGCACCAGACGCCAGCUUUGCUUAUUUCGGAGGACUGUGUGGCUCCCUGUGCAAGAUGGAACCGAGCAACGGAGCGGUUGUGGCGCGCACGUUUUUGAAGUCACCGAUUAUCAGGGUAACGGUGUCCAGCGGUGGCUGUGUACAAGCAACCUGUAAAGACCAAACUGUUCGUCUAUGGGACUUGGAGCUCCAGGGCGAACGCAAAGUAGACUACAAGCAAUACGGGUUUGCAGUUUCGUCCUGCAACGUGACAAGCUCGGAUGGGCGGCAGAUGCUGAUGGUCGUAACGAAGCAAAAGAAGCUCGUUGCGAUUGAUGUGGCGCAAGCCUCUGUUGCCGCUGCGUCCGACCUGGGCGGGGUCCCUGCUGGGGCUGAAGUAACCGCAUUGGCAGGACUUUCAGUCGCUGGGCAAGGAGCAAAAGUGUUAUGCGAGGUCCCCCAAUGAAUUGUAGAACUACAGUCUGUGUGUGUGUGUGUGUGUGUGUGUUUUCUGGAUUACACAAAAAUACAUGUUCAGUUUCCAGGCAAUAACUUCAUCAAAGCGAUUCUCAAAAUAUCAACAAAUAGUGACAGCCUCUUCCUGUCUUCAUCUUUGGCAGUCGCCCUGCGUCCGGACGAGACCAGUAACCGUAGUGAGAUGCACGUGACACCUCGUUCGGUGGUACUUUUCGAUGCCUUAACGGGGAAGCGCGUUGGAGAAAUCGAUGCGGCAGCCUCGAAAGGCAACAUUACCGCCAUGGACUUUUCCACAAUGCCAGACGGGAAAUUAUGACAAACAUUAGUAUGACCUGCAGUUGACGUAGAAAAAGCCCGUGUAUACAAGAUGUCAAUUCAUCAGCCUGAUUCUAAUGCUUGUUAUUCUAGCCGUUGGAGACGACGCCAAGAACGUGCGCGCCGUAUCCUUGCACUCCUGGGAUGGAAAAGUGGAGGGUGAGGUAGCUGGAAGAAGCGUAGAUUGGACUGGCUUCCAUACCUCGAAAAUCACUGCUCUCCAAUGGUUGUCGAAUGUUAUGGUAGCGGAGUAGACAGAGGUGUGAAUGCAAUUUAGUAGCUUUUAUUGUACGUUGGGAGGCCUGUUGCCUGAAGAGGGUGCAUGCGAUGCGCGGUGGCUUUCAAGCCUCGCUUAACGGUUUCGGGCCCUCUUUUAACGGUUUCGGGCCCUCUUUUAACGGUUUCGGGCCCUCUUUUAACGGUUUCAAGCCUCGCUUAACGGUUUCGGGCCCUCUUUUAACGGUUUCGGGCCCUCUUUUACCGGUUUCGGGCCCUUCCCUAACGGUUUCGGGGGCUUCCUUAACGGCUUCGGGGCCUCUUUUAGCGGUUUCGGGCCCUCUUUUAACGGUUUCGGGCCCUCUUUUAACGGUUUCGGACGCUUUGCUUAGCGGCUUCGGACGCUUUGCUUAGCGGUUUCGGACGCUUUGCUUAGCGGUUUCGGGGGCUUUGCUUAGCGGUUUCGGGGGCUUCCUUAACGGCUUCAGGGCCUCUCUUAGCGGUUUAGGGGCCAAGGCCCCCCUUAGGUGGUGCGCCGCGGUCUCGCUUAAGUGGUAGGCCGCGGUCUCGCUCAAGUACUGCGCCGCGGUCUCGCUCAAGUGAUGCGCCGCGGCCUCGCUCAAGUGAUGCGCCGCGGCCUCGCUUAAGUGAUGUGCCGUGGUCUCGCUUGACUUCUGCGCCGCGGUGUCGCUUGACUGCUGCGCCGCAGUCUCGCUAAUGUGCUUCGCCGCAGUUUCGCUUAAGUGAUGCGCCGCGGCCUCGCUUAUAAGUGAUGCGCCGCGGUUGCGCUUAACUGCUGCGCCGCGGUGUCGCUUAGCUGCUGCGCCGCGGUCUCGCUUGUGUGCUUCGCCGGAGUUUCGCUUGCGUGAUACGUAGCGGCCUUCGACUGAACUGGGGGCUGCGGGAUUAUUUCAUAGUACCUUUGUGUUUCUAUCAAGUUUGGGAUCAGCACAGGCAUUAUUUCUAAUGUGUCGGACGGUCUGCUGCUGGCGUCAGGCUCGCUGGAUCGCACCCUGAAAGUGUGGAAGCUUGAAAAACCGUCGCCCGUAUUCGAGGUGACAGACGUACACAAGGAAGGAGUGCUGGCUGCAACAGCGACCCAGGGAGCUGCGAUUAUGAAUAAUAGAGAAUGUUGAAGAUGAGUUUGAUUUGGUUUCGAAAAAUCAUGGCGAUGUGCAUAGGUUCGAAAAAUCAUGCUCAUCAAGUUAUCGCUUCUAAUCUACAAGGACCGCUUCUUCUCACCGGUGGAGGCGAUGGCUGCGUAAAAACGUUCGAGCUCUGCUGAAUUUCGAUAUUCCCGCAAGAAUGGAUUUGGUGGCUUUGCAAAAUGCAAAGCUUGGAUUCCGUAACACAACGAAGCCAGCGGUUGUCGGCUACUCUCUAAUCUCAACGAAAGUGUAUUAAAAAAGUCGUAGAACAAGAGCUGUAGGUUCUUUCGCUCCGUAUGGUGUGAUCGAAUUGAUGUCCCAUUUUUUCAUCUUUCGAAAACGUCGCGCCACAUAACUAGUUUACCUGCGAACAAGAACCCGAAGAACCGACCUUACCUACAGUGUAAGUUGUACCAUCUUUCACCACGCAACUGCGGAGAGGUUGAGAAGCAACACUUGCAGGAGAC